AUGAAGCUGGACGAGAUUGUCAAAGCUGCCAGAUUUCUGCAGAUUGAAGGCGCCAAGGACUUUGACAUGAACAGUCUGAUGAACAGCAGCAACAGCGGCGCAGACGGCCAUAGUGGCCAAACCUUCAAAAUGAGCGCCGCUGAGGGCACCGACGAGGAGGUCUCCAUUACCGCGUACUGCGGCGAAAAGCGACCAGAAGAGUUGCCGGUACGCCCCUUUGCCUGGCUGGCCGCACAGUCUGCCAGUCUGCUGAAGAAGAGCAGCAGCAAGCUCAGCAAGCAGCACCACCACCAUCAUCAGGAGGAGAACAACACCACCGCCCCCGGUUCAGUGCCCACCUCGCCCUCCUCCUUCCACUCUGCCGACUCCCUGGACUCGAUCCCUUCCGCCCACAGUGGCAGUGGCACACCGACCAUAAUCGUAAACGGCUCAACGGGUGAGUUCACCACCGUCUACCAGCAGCUGUCGCCGAUCAACCUGAAGAUGAACCUGGCCAACGCUGCGGAGAACAAGCAGGAGUUGAAGCGGAAGCUGCUGCAGAAGAAGCGCCAGCUGAUGUUGAUCUCCAAUGGCGGAGGGAGCAGCAGUACGGCGGAGUGCUCGCAACAGCACCACCACCACCAGCUCCUCAAGAAGAGGGCUUGUCUGGAGGCGGAACGAGCCAACAGCAGCAAUGGAGCUGCUGCAGCCAUUGCCCAUCACCAGCGCCACCACCAGUCAUCAUCAUCAUCACCGCCAGCAAAUAUGCAAACCAGCAAACUAUCCAGUGACCUGCAGGUGACACUGCAGCCAAGUGGUCAACCGGUGGUUGAGCCACUCAGUCUACUGCUCAACGGAAGCAGAGGAGAAGGAACAGCAGCACUGGAGAGAAUGGGCAUGCUGGGAAAGCUGCAGCAGCAUGACAGCAGCAGUGACUACUACGAUGAUCUGGAGGAGGGACACGAAGUAAAGGACAACGUUGUCAUCGUCAAUCAGAACUCCUCCAAAUGUCUGAUGCUGAAGAUUAAAUCGGGCAAAAUAUACAAGGAUGACCCACCUUUGCCAGAAGUCCAAAACGACCGCUACGAUCGCUUCACCGACGACGAGAUGAACAUGCUGGAGCCAGAGACAAAGGUCCAAGAGAUUGACCUGAGCAUCAAAUCACUGGGCAAACAGUUGACCAUUCAACCGGUGAGCGCCAGCAGAGAUAAACAACAGCAGUCGAUGGGCAAGCAGUUCAAGCCGAUGGAACAUCUGGAUGAUCUGCCGGAGCACUUCAGCAGCAACAACAACAAAGCACUGAAUGAUGCAAAAAGCUACUACUACUAUGAACGAUAUCAGCAACAGCAGCAAGCUCAGCAAGCAACAGCAGCACAUCAUCACCACCCGGAAAACAUAUCGGCCCUCUUUGCAGCCGCAGCAGCUGCAUCUUCGCAGCAGGGCAACCACCACAGCUCAGAGCGAGAACGAUCCGGGUCAUUCUCAAAGUCAACCUCCUCCUCCUCAUCGUCGAUGGUGCCACCGCCCCAUGAGAUGGCCAUGGCGGCGGCGGCGGCGGCUCGCCUACAGCUGAUGUCACAGGUGUUCAAUCAGUUUCGCAGUAGUGCUGGAGGUGGUGGUGGUGGUGGUGGUAAUUCAGGUGCUGGUAGUGGAAACAGUCAGUCCUUCUCACAGGGCUCCCCACCGAGCAUGGUCUCACUGAUGGAGGCAGCCGCUGCCGCGGCAGCCUCUGCAGCUUCCGGUGAGCGGGGCAGCUCGAAGGGUGACAGCUCUUCAGGCCAGCUACCGCCUACUUCCUCUGCCGGUGGUGGUGGUGGCAACAGGACCGAUGACAACAGCAGCAGCUCACUGAUCAGCGAUGCGACUGCUCGGGCAAUCGCCGCCAGCACCUUUGCCAGUUUCCAACAGGCGGCCAGUGCGGCGGGAUCGUCGAGCGCUGCAGCUGCUGCGGCAGCGGCGGCGGCCGCAGCCGCCGAUGCUGAAGAGAGCUUCAACCUGGCCAACUUUGGCGCCUCACUAGGCCAUGAUGGCAGAGGCAGUGGUUUGGGAUCAUCUUCCGAAAGUCAGCACUCUUCCGCUGCCUCUCAGCUGCCCGUCAGUUCUCUGCUGUCUGCAGCGGCGGCCGCUGCAGCCGCUUCCGGUUAUCCCUUCAAUCCGAGUCUGUUCAUGUCUGCGGCUGCUGCUGCGGCGGCCAAUAUGAAUCAGCAGAACAGUGGUACUGGAGGAGGAGGGAGUUCCUUGCAGGGCAACGGCACCUCCUCUGGCCUUCCUCCCCACCUGAUGUUCCACAAUGGCACUGAAAAGCGAGGCCGUGGUCGACCGCCUAAAUACGGUUCCCUGUACCACAACUCCUCCAUCCCGACCCCUCCCCCCUCAGCAGCUCAUCUGCAGUCGUCCAGUCAGUCCCACCAGCACCAGCACCAGCACCAGCAACACUCCCACCCCCUUAGCCAUCACCUCAGCCAUCCUCAUCAUCAGCCACCACCAAAUCACCACAGCGGUUCAAGCAAGAGCAAGGCGAUGAUGGCGCUAAACCAUUCUGGCUCCUCGUCGUCCUCUUCCUCCUCCUCAUCCCAGUCCUCCUCGCCCUCACUGACCACCACUUCCACCUCCUCCAGUCACCACCAGCAGCAGCAGCAGCUGACAGCAAACAGUCUACUGAACUCCAGCAGCUCUCAGCAGGCCAAUCACCACAGUUCAGCGCUGGGCAACUACCAACAGUCUGGACAGCAGGGACAACCACCCAACAGCAGCAACACUGGUGGCAAUAGCAGUGGCCAACAGCAAUCAGGCAUUACCUCGAAUCGCUCCCGCCGUGGCCGCCCACCGUCGAUUCCCGACGAGCACAACCUCGCGCGGAGCAUGAGCAGCGGCCGGACUGACAAGGCCCACCACAAGUGUCCGCACUGUCCGCAGAUCUACUACGGCUACCACGCCAUGCGAGACCACAUCACCUCGGUGCACCUCAACUCCGGCGAGAAGUACAUCUGCCACCUGUGCAAUAAGGAGUACACCUGGCGAAUUACACUGCGAAAGCACCUCAAGUGUCAACACGGCGUUCACCCCGAUCAGGUGCAGACGUCCUAA
Messenger RNA from Rhagoletis zephyria (snowberry fruit fly), 3066 nucleotides. Lineage: Eukaryota; Metazoa; Arthropoda; Insecta; Diptera; Tephritidae. The record is from RefSeq and is a predicted model, not a curated record.